GUCGACUCAUGUUUCUGAAUUCCGAUUCGUCGUAUGUAUUCUUGUAUCUUUACGGCAUUAAUCGGAAUCAAUUUUCGAGGUUAGUUCUGUUAUUUUCUGUUUAUUGCUCGAAGGCAUGGGUAAAAAGAGGAAAUUGAAGCAGUUGAAAAACGACGAGUACGAAUUCGACCCGGUGCCCAAGCAUCUAGUUACUGACCAUUUGAAAAAUCAGGAAAAGCGCCUUAUAAUCAUAUUGGAAGGUGCCCAUUUGGAAACGGUUAAGGUCGGCUCAAAAUUCGAGUUACUGAACUGCGACGACCAUGCUCAUAUUUUGCGUCAAAAUAACCGCGAACUCGGUUCAUGCCGACCGGAUAUCGCACAUAGUUGUCUCUUAAUGUUGCUCGACAGUCCUUUAAACAGGGCGGGUUUGUUGCAAGUGUAUGUUCACACCAGCAAUAACAUUCUGAUUGAAAUUAACCCUCAGACGAGGAUACCGAGGACGUUUAAGAGAUUUGCGGGACUAAUGGUACAAUUACUUCAUAAGUUCUCGGUUAGAGCGGAAAGUGGUCCGAAACUGCUUAAAGUGAUCAAAAAUCCUGUAACUGACCAUCUACCCGUGGGCGUGAGGAAAAUAGCGACAUCAUUCUCGUCAAAUGUCUUUCGCAAGUGUGUAGAUUUAGUUCCAAAGACGGAAGACCCAAUAGUAUUCGUGAUCGGCGCAAUGGCAAAAGGAAGCGUAGACGUCGAUUAUAUCGAGGAAACAGUUUCAAUAAGUAAUUAUCCCCUGUCUGCUGCCUUAACCUGUACAAAGCUUUGUUCGGCCUUUGAAGAAAUUUGGGGAGUCCUUUAGUUUGUAAAAUUUUUGACAAAUAAAUAUGAAUAUUUAGAAGGUUUGAACGUUAUUUCAUUUUUUUUAACAGUUGAAUUUAUUCAAUCUAAAAGAACUUUGUACUUGCAUUGCCUUUAGCUUUACUUAAGGACCCAACGUUUAAGACAGA
Messenger RNA from Cylas formicarius (sweet potato weevil), 977 nucleotides. RefSeq names its product ribosomal RNA small subunit methyltransferase NEP1. Gene Ontology annotation, cellular component: small-subunit processome; nucleolus. The transcript has 2 exons. Gene Ontology annotation, biological process: rRNA base methylation. The record is from RefSeq and is a predicted model, not a curated record. The coding region runs from base 116 to 829 and encodes 237 amino acids. NCBI's taxonomy places the organism in Eukaryota, Metazoa, Arthropoda, Insecta, Coleoptera, Brentidae. Gene Ontology annotation, molecular function: rRNA binding; rRNA (pseudouridine) methyltransferase activity.